UUCUCCUCGUUAUGUAGAACAGGUCAGUAAUCACAGCGGGACAGGCAUAUGGUCAGAGAGUGGGAGAGGGGAGGGCAGAAAAAGCGCCAGAGAGUGAGAGGAAGCUGGAGAAUCGGUCACUUUCAGAGAGACUCAAAUAUUUUUAUUCACCCGCAUUUGCUUCAUUUUGACCACCGGACAGUUAACCACAAACUGCACAGAUAGUUAAAUCGCUGCUGCUGCUGCUGCUUCCGCCUGGGUUUUAAAGCCGGACGUCGGUGCGCUCGGCUGCGGUGAGGUGACAGGCUGGAUGCCAUGGACCCGCUGCUGCCCACAGACCCGGAGAUGAUGGAGCGAGAGGCGGACAAGGAUGCGCGGAGGAAGAUCCAGUUCUCUGUCCCGUCCUCCAUCUCUCUGCAGCUGGAUCCGCGACAGGUGGAGAUGAUUCGACGCCGGAGGCCAACACCUGCCACUCUCUUCAAACUGACAGACCCGCCAUCACCAGAGGAAGACAGCAGCUCGCGUCAGUGGGUUCUGGGUGAAAAUGGAUCCACGAAAGCCAAACUGGUUCACAUGGCAACCUACCAGCCACCCUCACUUAACGCUGUCCAGAUGUUGGCGGCGGCCCACCUGAAGUCUCUGGACAGAGAAGCGCCCUCUUCUGGAGAGGAAGAGGAGCAACACGAUGAUGAGGAAAAACAGCAGGCGGCAUCAACCACAACAGACUUAAGAGAAAAAAGCGAACCUUCAACGGAUCUUUGUGAGAUGCUGGGAAGUUCAGCCGCAAGAGCCGAGACCACAGAGCUGGAGGAAGGAAAGGGGGAAUGACAAAAAGAAGACAAACUGGCCAAGAGAGCUUGUAGAGAACGCGCCUGUGCAGCACAUGCGUGGACAUUUUUUGCGUGUACAUAUGUGCUUUUUAGGUCUGCAGGUGUGUGCAUGCAUGCAACAAUAAAGCUGGAAGUGGAAAAAGAAAGAGCAGAGGAAACAUACAAUCAUCUGGGAAGAAUAUAAAUGAGCAGAUAUAGGUUAAAGUUUAACCUGAGACAGCCGAGAAAGCUGGAGAAAUAUUCCAUGUCAGCAUCAAAACAGGAGUAAGAUUUUUAGCUGUAGUUUAGUUUAUUGGCUACAAAUUGUAAAUUAAGAUGUUAGACCACAUACACCAAAGUGCCACAUAAAUACAUUUAACAUUAUCAACUACAAUAAUGGCCACAUAUACAUGUUUGGUCGUAGAUCAUCAGGAUUUCACUCUGGAGAUGCAAACUUUGUUGAAUAUUUGCACACAAGGUCGAUGGAGGAAAGAGGAUGAGUAACAGAUGAUCGCAUCUGCACAGCUGCCAUCUUAAUAAUUAUGGGGACUAAUCCAACUAAUCGUGAUAAUGUGGCCAUGUUGAUCUGCUGGAACAUUAUGAACAGGCUUUUGUGAGAUGGUCACUGUAGCAAAUGUGAUCGAGUUGAGAAAGCACUUUUAACUGACAUCGGUAAUCUUACACGGUGAAAUAAAUUACCUGGUCAUUUAUUAAUCUUUAUAUAUUAUAUUAACCUGUGUAUAUAACUAAUGCAUUCAUUCUUAAUAAAUCUAUUCAAACAGGUUGUUGCUUUAAGUGGGAUUGAACAAUCUGCCUGUAAAAAUUAUGCAAUAAAAUAUUUUCCUUUGUGUAUCAAAUGGGUUAGGUGGUCCAGAAUGUUGUGUCACUUUUAAGAAUGUCACAUAUUUAUUUUAAGAGAAUAAAAUGGGUUGUAUAUUUA
This is a messenger RNA of Poecilia reticulata (guppy), 1728 nucleotides long. RefSeq names its product protein phosphatase 1 regulatory subunit 1B-like. Gene Ontology annotation, molecular function: protein phosphatase inhibitor activity. NCBI's taxonomy places the organism in Eukaryota, Metazoa, Chordata, Actinopteri, Cyprinodontiformes, Poeciliidae. The record is from RefSeq and is a predicted model, not a curated record. Gene Ontology annotation, biological process: intracellular signal transduction. Gene Ontology annotation, cellular component: cytoplasm.